ACAGCGAUAGAGAAUGUGCGGGCGGUGUGGUGCUGUGCUGGUGCACGACGCGCCGGGUUGACUUGCUCUCGCCUACCUUUUUUCGCUCUCGUCCAAUGUUCCUUUCGCUCACCUCUCAGCGCGUACGGUUUGGUUGGUACAUAACGAGUAAAUAAGCCGCGUCGCGUCACAUAUGCAUGCAGGAGACGGUCGAAAAGAGCACCCGGCUGGACGGUAAAAACAUGUGCUUCCUUUCCGACUAUCGUUGGUGAGAGUGGUGAGAGGAACCGAUAGUAAGCUUAGGUGGCUUCAGUCGAAUCCAACAACAAAAAAUACGCGUCGCAAACGUUGGCCGGAUUCGCUUUCAAGUGACGGAUUUGCUUCGUUGUCGUUUUUACUUGCGGUGCUAUGAAUACUCUUCGCUCAACCUCUUGAUUUUUCGCUCUCUUUCUACGGUAUUGAUUCGACCGUCGGUAAAGCGCUACAAAUACUAUGAUAAUAUUUCGUCGCUUGAGCUAUGUAAUAAAAUUUUUAUUUCGUGUGAGUUCAGUUCCAAUUCGUGACCAGUACGUUCUAGAAGCGUUUCAUCGUUGAUGAAAAAUCAGACAUUCUGAUUUGAGAGAGAUGACUUCUAUAAUCCAAACUUCAGCGUUUGACGAAGUUCUCAGCGCGCCAUUGUCGUGGUCCCGUGGAUCGGUAAAGCAGAUCGUCGUCAGUCGGAGCAAGAGGCGCUUGCGUCCUCGCUUCGGUACGAAACAGAACCGAAAGCUCAUCGAUCGUCGUGAGUUGCUCGGGCAACUCGACGCUUGUUAUGAGGAACUGUCGGUUGCGAUAAUGGCAGAGCUUGAUGAACGAGAACGCAUUAAUCGCGAGCUUCGCGAAAAGGUCCACAUCAUGUUGGACAAUGCACGGGGGCUGAUAGUCAGCUUCCAGGGACCACAAGAGCGAAGGAUACUGCUCAACACGCAGUACGAUAAAUUCGAAGGCAUUUGCAGUGACCGCACUAAAAGGUUGCGGACAAACACUCUGCAGAAUCUUAUCAAAUUUGUGGGCAAUUUGAUCAAGCUAGCUGGCGGAACCGUUGAGGAUGAACCGAUGGCUGUGGUGGAGCAAACGACACCGACGGCGAGCUUAGCGCAGAUUGCUCCCAAGCAAGAAGCCAUGGAUGUAUCAGAGAAGGAAGCUGAACCCGUCUCGACGAAUACUUCCACCAAUGUUCAAACCGUUCCCAUCGUGACUCCAACGCCGGAGAAAACCAAAGAAAAAUCAAUCGUCAUAGAGGUUCCACCCGUGAAAGCACCGAUCGUGUCGCCUGUACCAGCUCAACAGGUGACAGCUAAGGAAACUGUCGUAGAUGCUGUCAAGAAGAGUCCGCAACCUACCAUUGCAUCUCCUCCGAAAGCAGCAAGUGAAUCAACAGUACCCGAUACCUCAAAAAGUAAAAUAAUGCCCGAAAAAAUUAUUGUAAAGGAGGUGAUUUCGGAAGAGGCGAAAAUGAGACAGAAGCCGCAGAUCCCAUGGAGAACUCCUACCAGGUUGGAACCAUUGCGGAUAAAUAACAAGCAAGCAAAUGAGAAACCUAAAGAAAAGUCAAAAGAAAAACAGACGCAACCGGCUAAGACGCCAAUCGACCACUUCGUGAAACCCAUCGAAAACGCCAAGGAACCUGAGAGAUUGGCUCUGAAGUAUAAGACCAAGAUAAAGAAACGGCCAGCAGAAGAACCGCCCAACAACGACAUACUGUUCAAGAAGCCAACCCUUCCCAGCGAAGCAUUGUUCCAAAGGCGCCAUCAACUGGCACCGGUAGUAUCCCGCACUAACCACAGGGAUCCAAGGACAUAUGGGGAAUAUUGCCGUAUGAAUCAGCAAAGGUUUGAGAAUCAAAACCAUCAAUACUUCAAAAAUCGACCACACGCACCUCCUUCUUUCGAGAAACCGGCGGCUACAGCGUACAAGUUCGUACCUCCUGCUCCCGUACUUCAUUCGAAUCCUCUUCUGCCUCGUUCGUCCCAGCGGCCGGCAACCGCAACUCGUCCAUUUGCUCCACCAUCUGCAACCGCUCCUCCAAACCAGCAAGUUACUCCAAGAGCAUCCGUACAUCCAACAACUCGACCACCAGCUCCGUCGGUUGCUCCAGUCGCUCCAGUAAGUGCUGCUCCGAAACCCGCCGCACCCAAAGCGGAUGCCAGGAAAACCAAUCCCGUGUUUUCGAAGGACGAACCGAUUCCUCUCGGCAAGAAGGAAGCUCCCAAAAAACCGACGAUCAUGGCAAAACCUGCUCCGGCGGCGACGGUUCCUGAGAAACCGCAAGAAGAGCUCAAAAAGGAUGACACUACAGCGAAAACUAGCGAUAAGCAAGCGGCGCAACAGGACAAAAAAGUGGAGGUUUCAAAGGAGAAGGAUCUGCAGAAGAAUAUUAUGGAUCUGUUGAAGGAGAUUGGUGAUGAGGAGAAAGUCAAACAGAUUCUCGAUGUGAUGAACAAGAAAUCCGAUGACGAAUCGGAAGACAAGAAGAAAAACAAGAAAGAAGGCAACAGCGAAAAAGAAACCAUUAAAGAAGCAGAGGUGGCUAAAGAAAGUGCUGUAAAGAAAGAUGAAGCAACUACCAAAGGUAAGAGAGGUCGAAAGUACAAACGAAUUCUUUCCAAGCCGGAGGUUGAUUCUUCAUCAGAAGAUGAGACGGGCAAGAAGGACGAGGGAAACAAGAAGGAGAAACCGAAAAAGCGAACUUCCGGGGGAAGCCGGGAGGUAAGCGCUCUGAUAGAAGAUGUUUCCGACUGGAUAUCCAAGGGAGCUGAGACAACGCACUACACCCGCCGGAGGGGAGCCAUCAUUCAACCCACAUCGGUCAUUACGGAUAGUCCACCACCGAAACAAACGAAGGGCCGUAGAUCGAACGAAGAAAUCCGAUCGGAUGAUGAAAUCGUGUCGGAUGACGCCAAAAAGCAGCCUACGGAAGAUGAAGAUUCGUUGCUUACCGUUACGAAAUCGCCUCCUGCGCCGAAGGGCAGACAGAAGAACAAGGAGGGCAGCUUCGUUUACAACGACAAAGCAUCGAUUCAUUACAAUAGCAAUUAUUCGAGCAAUUGUGCCCUUUGUUCGUUCAACGGUUCGGCCAUUGUGGAUCACUACGUGUACGAACACAAGCAGUAUGAAGUGUUUGUGAGUCGAGUUUCACCUAAGAUGGCGGAAAUCAUCCGAAAGGAUUUGUUCCUCACCAACGGUUCAGUCAUAAACGAAGGCAGCGAAGAUGAAAAGAUCAAAUUCAAGUGCUACUUCUGCUUGACAUGGAAGGAGUUGAGCCGCGCCGGGUGGAUUGACCACAUGGCUGCUCAUACCGGUGAAUACCGUUAUCGUUGCACCAGUUGUCCCGUGAUGUCCAAGACUCAGGAACUGGAAAGCUGCUUCUAUCACGAGAAGACAUGUCUUAAACCAACGCUGGCACUGUACAACAACAUCGAGUUCCAAGACAAUCACAUCUACGGAUUUAUCUGUAACGCCUGCAAUUAUAUCCAAGUCCGCCGUGUCAAUAUGGAGCGCCACCUGAAGCGGGAGCAUCCAUCAUCGGAUGUCACCUGCAGUCGGUUCAGUAUCGUUAACUACAAAAUCGAUGCCAAACCAAUAAUCGACGAAGACCAGAUAAUGGCGGACCUCGACUCCACGCCUCCACCGACCGUUAUGAUCCCACUACAUCCCAAGACGGAACAGAUGGAACCUUGUGAAAUCGUUAAUCAACCAUUCACCGAGGAUGAUGAGGAAAUGGCUGAAGCCGAAUGUCUACCACCUCUUCCACCGUUGGCUCCUUUACGACGACGCACCGAUAUUCGUUUGGAGUCGGUUCACAUCGGACCGGCCGGAGUGCCGAACGACUUCGGCCAUCGACCGUUUUCAUUCAAGAUGGAGCAAGAACUCCAGGGCAGCCAGAUUUCGUCCAGCUACGAAUCUCCCAUGUCUCCGGAGCCUAUUUAUGCGGGAAUACCAUCAUCGGAAGCAGAAGCGGUAGUGCCAAUAAUCCAGAUUCAAUCGGUUCAAGGUGGAUUCGAUCUGGAGAGGGUGCUAUUCAAACAUGAUAAGGAUACCGAGUACGAUUCCGAUGCCAGCGAUAAGACCACGGACUUCAAUAUGUCCGAUGGAGUCGAAGGAGAAAAUGGAGAGAGUGCUAGCGACAAGAGUGGCAGCAGCGGAAAUCAGCAAGGAGAGGGAGGUUCCGGAUCGGCUGCGUCCAGUGGAAAUGGCGGAAGUGGAACUGCUCAAUCAGGGGGCGGAUCUAGCACCGGGGGAUCAGCUGGAGCUGGAGGAAGCGGCGGCGACGACGGCGACGAUCGUAGAAAUAAUGAAUUCCCACUGCCAUUCAGCAUCAAGGUGGAAAAAGAUGAGGAGGAAAAGAAGAAAGAAGAAGAAUUGUCGACGAUUCCGGAAAAUGUUGUUAUUAAAACCGAAAAACCGGACGUUGAUGAUCCAGUGGAUCCACCUUCGGCUCAAGGGGACUUCAAUUUCAUUGAGCUAGUUUUGGACAGUACCCGAAUCGAGCACGUGGCGUACGUGGAGCAUCAGUCCGAAAUCUUGUUUCUGUGUCUGGUGCCUCAUUGUCAGUAUAUAUCGAAGAUCUCUCAGGAUUUUGCUGCCCACGUCAGUCGAAAGCAUGGCACCACCAUAUGGGAUGGCUAUUGUCAUCCUUGCCAGGCUCAGAUCGUAAUCGCGGAAAACUGCACGAUCAACAACGAACUGGUGCAUCUUAUGGAUAUUCAUGCAAGAAGGAAAACACCAACGGCAGAAAUACCUGUAGCCAGUGCUCCCAAUGUGCUUCGGAUCCGACGCAUUCCGGGUGAUACGCUUUCGAAGGACCCGCCUCCUCUGGCACCGAUCAUGCCGACAUCCGGUGCCAUCAUAGCCGGAAACUCCGGCAUGUCGAUGGGGACGAGCCCGCUCAUCAUAACGUCGGCAAGUUCGAUUUCGCCGGUAGUUAGUAUCGCUGGCAACACUAUCAUAACGCCGACGCACACGAUACCGGCUCAGAUUAGACCGGUUAUACAGCAGGGAACGAUGACAAGUGUCAUGGCUACUGCGUCUCAGCCUCCUGCGUUGGCCCCCGUUACCAUGACGACCAGUGGCAAUGCAAGUUCCAACUCGACCGUUUCAGCCAUGGCCAACCUAAAGCUCAGCACGGUCCGGCUGAAACCCUGGACGAACAUGGUCACGACCAAGAACCAGGAACACUGCCGCAGCAUGCUCGAGGAGAAGUCACUCAUGUGUCUGUACAAAUGUAUGUCCAGGUCGUGUGCGUUCACGACGAACAACAGGUUCUUCAUCGAGCAACAUUUGCAGUUGCACGAGAAUCUCUACUGCAGCAACACAAACACUCGAAAGUGUUGGUUGGAAUGCGCCUACUGCGACAUCAUUGCCUCCAACAACAACGUCCUGCUGGCGCACAUUGACGCCGAACAUGCCACCUGUGGGUUCCAAUGUAAUCUGUGCUUCUACCGAAGCCGAGACCCGACCAACGUGGUCGUCCAUCAGAAAACGUACCACCCGCUGGGAAACGUGCAGAAGCGGAUACUCAUUAUGCCGGACCACCUAAAGAGCUUCGGCGAUGACGAAUGGAGAGCGAUGCAGGAAUCGCUUCGGAAGAAUGUCCUUCCGCUCCACUGCACCAUAUGCAAGGAAUCGUUCUACAUCCUGUCGGCGUACAUGACCCAUCUGAUGGGCCAUGAACAUGCGAUGGUUCCCUGUCAGGUGUGCAACAUGACGGUGGAAAAGAAGAGCAUGGCCCGGCAUCUGCUGUUGCAUUCGAUCGGACUGUACGAAUGCGUCUAUUGUUUGUUCGGUGCCAAUACCAAAUCUACGAUGGCCCUGCACGUCAGCAAUGCCCACAGUUCGAAGCCACUGUACUGCUGCGUGCGCUACAAUAAGAAGAGACCAGAUGGAGUGGACUAUCCCCCGAACAAAAUUGAGUCGAUGGAGCUGAAAACCAUGAGUUGCACGGUGUCUCCCGAUUUGUUCAAGAGAUGCAACUAUACUCCCGAGCAGUUGAAUUUCAAGCCGAUCGGUCUUGAGGUAAACCAAACGAUGGCUUACCCAAACUGCGAACCACCGGUAGUGACCAAGAUUCUUUCCAGUGCAAUUGCUACACCUGCCGCAGCUCAGCCGGGUUCAUCUACGGCAUCGGGUCCAGCGUCGAACAUUCAGAUUCAAAUCACAGAUGAAGCAGGUCGUCCCUUGAUUAUAUCCAUUCCGGUUCAGAAUGCCAAACCGCCACCGGCAUUGACCCCAGCUCCAGUUGCGGCUCCAGCACCGGGACCAUUACCCACUGUACCCACGAAUACCACUCCUCAGCCACUACCCAUCCAAAUGCCGAUGAUCAGUUCGGUCCAGGGUGGGGUUCAGAGUCUCGUUCCUCAAACUCCGGCACCGCUUCCUGUGAUCAGCAGUGUGCAUGGCAUGGCCAACCUGCCUCCUCUAACGGCCAUUCCACGUAAUGACGGUUUGCCGGUGAUAAGCUGCGUUCAAAGCGUGGCGCAACUUCCACCGGAAGCGCCUACGGCUCCACCUGCCACUACGCUUGUUCCGAAACCGCCCAGUAUGAUGACCAUCACCUCCACUAGCGGAGGUGCGAUCACUUUACCGAAUAUACCCGGUAUUACGAUCACUGCUAAAACGGUGACCCCGGCCGCAGGAAACAAUACAACAACGACUCCGAUAAUCACAAAUGUCCAGUCUAUGGCCCCGGCUACACUCCAAAAACUUCCCACGAAACCCCAGCCUCCGGCGCAAGUCGCAGCAUCGCCAAUCGCACAGCUACAAGAGAUGGUCUCGAGCACCACCGUAUCAUCAACUUCAGCACCAGCACCGGAGCCUAAGUCGGACAUGUACGCCACUACGGUGGCCGAAGCGGACACCCAAUCGAACAACGGCAGCAAUGGCAACGCGGUCGAAUCCGACGAUGAGUCCCGUUCUCAACCUCGCUCGGAACGCAGCAAAUCGAAUACCCCGGUCCCGUCACCAUCACCAGCUGUCACCAGUAAGGAACCAUCGUCGAUGGCAAAGAAGUUUGCCAGUACCACCCAAAUCCGUAUCGAUUUCCUCUUCAAGGGUACUAUCGACAAGUUCGACCGGUUGGAGAAAAAGGUCAGUAAAAUGAUUGAGCAUACCGGGUUCUACGGAACGGCGUUGAAUAUCUGCGGGGUGGAGGAGUGUCAAAGCAAAUUUAGCGACCCAGUUAAGCUGAAUCUGCACCUGUUGAAAUUCCACAAUCUGUCCAACUAUAAUUGCUAUCACUGCACGAGUCGGUUCAAAACAGCCCAUGAGCUGAUUACCCACGUGAAAACCCAUGGACGGCAUCGUUAUUUGUGCUUUUUGUGCGACAAGAAGAGCCACUUCCUGAAGAUGAUGAUCCUGCACGUUCAGCACGAUCACAACAGUACGGACGUUAUCCUAACUUAUCUGCAUCCGAAGAAACGAGACAUCCACAACGAUCUGGUGGUGAUUUGUCCGCAGAGCGUGACCAGCGGACAACUACAAGACUACGUGAGCAAUGUGCUCAAGGAUGACGAGGGAACGAGCGAGAAAAAGCGAUUCGCUCCGAACGAGGUUGAUCAGCUUCCGGCGGAGGAAAUAUUCGCUGAAGAUAUGUUCUGCUCCAGUUGUGACUAUGCGACAAAGCUGAGGAAAAAUUUGAAGCGUCAUCUGGAGAAGGCUCACGAAGCGUCUCCCGUUGCGAGCUCGCAAGCACUUACGGAACCCAUAUCCAUUGAGGUAUCCGACGUGCCGGUGGAACCCACAUUCAUUGUUGCGAGCCGGGAAGUGUCUUCGGCCCCGCAUAUUCCUCAGCGAGUGGAACCCAUUAAGCUGUAUCAGUGUGGUCUAUGCCAGUUCACUUGUCCGCCGGUGUUCUCCGACCUGCGAACCCACCUGUACCGGACUCAUAGACACGAAAACCAUUAUAAAUGUGCUCAUUGUAGCGCCACUCUCAGCGAUGGAUUCAUGUGUAUCGAUAAAAUAGCGAAUCACUUGAAGUUGCAUGGUGACAAUCUGUACAAAUGCAACCACUACGCAGAUUGUGAGUACUACCGGGAGGAAAAGCAUCUGGUCUUGGCCCACAUCAAACAGAGCCAUGGUAACGUGGGAGCGGUGCUGAUUCUCCGCGAAUCCAAUGCCACCGUUAGUGCGGAAUGGCAAUGCGAUCUGUGUGAAACGAUUCGUCCGACCAAGGAGGAAAUGAUAGCGCACAUGGUAGACGAUCAUAAGCUAACCGACAAGCAGUUCAAAUGUUCCUACUGUUCGUACAAAUCUUCGGAUAAUGAUUCUUUCAAGUCUCACUUUACGACCAAUCAUCCUAAUAGAGAACUCCUCAUAAUAUCCCUGUUUCAUGAGAUGCCACCCAAGGUUAUCACGGUAAGUUCGGGGCUUACACCAAACCCGGAGCAACCCGUAAGUGUAGAGAAGAAAUUCAGCUGUGGAAUCGAGUCUUGUUCGUUCGCAUCGGCCAAGGAAAUGGAAACCAAGGAACACUUCCUCGAACAGCACCCCGAACAAACUCUGGUCGUGUACGAUGAUUCCGGCAUCGAAAAAGAGAAACGGAAGCAAUUCGACUAUUUCGUGAAGUAUGUUUGCAACUUUUGCCAGGAGAAGUGUGAUCUAAUUGACGACAUUGUGCAGCACUGGAGCAAGCUGCACAAAGCAGAGAAAAAGCUCCUAAUGUUCAAACUGUUCAAACUUGUUCGUUGCUUCUAUUGCGAUCAGCUAUCGACGUAUUACGACUUAAAAGGGCACUCGGAAACCAGCCAUCCCGGUCAAAUUCUGGCCUGCGUCGAUCAUCAGAAUGCUUUUAAAUGUGGCGAGUGCCCCCAUGUGGUUACCGGUGAGAAAACCGAUUUGCUCAAACAUUUCAAAACCUAUCACAGCACUAGCAAAUGCGAAGAUCCUUGCGACUACAUGGACGACGAGUUCCUGCACAGAAUGCUCGAGCAGAACAACACCCUCUACACAUGUAACCACUGCAAGAUAACGUAUGAAAGCCGCUACGAGUACGAGAAUCAUAUCGACAUCUGCGCCUUUGCCGGGGAAGCCAGCAGUUUCACUCCAACUUCCAAGUCGGUACGGAUUCGUUACAUUUGCAGUUGUUGCCCGGAAAUGUUCCCCAACGAGUACAAGAUCGCCAAGCAUAUGAGAACACACAUCGCCCAGUACAACUGUCGUUAUUGCAAGCGAGAGUUCAAGCAUCUCGGCCAGCUCAACGAACAUCAGAUGCUGUUGCAUGAUGCCCGCGAUAGCGACUUUGUGCUCAAAGAUCUCAGCCAGUUCCGGAGCCAAUUCCUGCGAAUCAAAAUGCUGUUCCCCAAUGGUCUGGUCCUGAGCAAAGUCGAUGCCCACCGGACCGUGUGUGGAUCUGUCGAGGACAUCAUCAAUUACGCCCGGCGCGUCAACGAAGAAGAAAUGACCGAACUCAUGUUCAGUCGUGCUAUCGAAAUGCCCCUGACUUAUGAGGACGAAUCCGGAAAAACCGUAAAAACGGUCUGCAAGGACUUUAUCGAAUCACGUCCCACCAUGGUGUUAAAAAUGGAGCAACUUUCCGAGAUACAGCUGGAAGAAAUUCGCGAACAGGUUUACCUUCUGGCCAAGGCGUCCGGCGGUGCAAGCAGCAGUACCAGUUUAAGUACCACUUCCAGUGCAAAAGGGAAACGAGGCAGAAAGCGGAAGAAGCUUACCGCCGCGUCGAGCAAUAGCGAUGAAGAUGAUGACGACGAUGACGAUUGGAGACCCGAUCGAAAGCGACCGUCGUCGAAAGUUAGGGGCUUGGCGACACCCACCCCUCCCAUCAAAAAGGAGAAACCUGAAGAACCGGAAUUUUCUGAAUCGGACGAUGAGCUGUUGAUCACUUUUAAGAAAGAGUCUGCUUAGUUUUAUGUGAUACAAUAAUUUAGUACUACUACGUUCAGUAUGUAUUAUUAUUCAAGACUUCAGAACAUCACCAGAACGCAAAACACGCAUUCACUGACAAAGCAGAAUAAACAAGAAUAAGUAUUAUCAA
This is a messenger RNA of Aedes albopictus (Asian tiger mosquito), 10006 nucleotides long. RefSeq lists its product as uncharacterized. Bases 604 to 9876 code for a protein of 3090 amino acids. The record is from RefSeq and is a predicted model, not a curated record. NCBI's taxonomy places the organism in Eukaryota, Metazoa, Arthropoda, Insecta, Diptera, Culicidae. The transcript is spliced from 7 exons. Gene Ontology annotation, cellular component: nucleus. Gene Ontology annotation, biological process: positive regulation of transcription by RNA polymerase II.